Siniperca chuatsi (mandarin fish) is the source of this 14223-nucleotide messenger RNA. It is a transcript of the gene spegb, whose product is annotated as striated muscle enriched protein kinase b. Gene Ontology annotation, molecular function: protein binding; ATP binding; protein kinase activity. The coding region runs from base 691 to 11532 and encodes 3613 amino acids. The transcript has 41 exons. NCBI's taxonomy places the organism in Eukaryota, Metazoa, Chordata, Actinopteri, Centrarchiformes, Sinipercidae. The record is from RefSeq and is a predicted model, not a curated record. Gene Ontology annotation, biological process: protein phosphorylation.
GGCAGAGGUAGGGGGAGAUCAUGAGUGGGGUGGUUUAGCUCAUGGGACAAGGAAGGGGGGGGGGAAGCUGUGACUUGCUGAACAGGACUUGAUGCUUGCGUUCAAACAGAAGCCAAGGAAGAGCAGAUCUCAAAGCCGCUGGGAAUAAAGAGGAAACUCACUGAAGAUUCACACCCCUUGUUCCCCAGGAGAACUUACACACUACUGGGGAAUGGUUACAACAGGCUGAAAAGUCAGAGAACAUCAGGAUAAGGAGGGGGGAAAGCAGGACCGUCACUUCCAAGACAAGUCAGGGGAGCUGUUAAUGCAACAUGAUCCAGUGGGUGCUGCCCUAAAAAUACCUCUGGGCAGGAGAGUGGCAGCUAUCUCUAUCUGCUUAAUUACCUGGUAAUCAACUAUUUCUUUUUCUUUUUCAGAGAACUUUAAUUUGAGGAGAAUUUAUCCAUGGCAGAUAAGUUUCUAUAUAUUUUAAUUUGGCUUUUCAAGUAAAAGAAAGUUAGAAACUAUCUUAAAUUCAAAAAUGUGAGAACCUUGUUAACUGUAAUUUAUAUGUAAAGCCUGCUCAUAGACUCUAAUGCCCUCACUGGAUUUCGGUUUAGAAAACUGAGAGAGGGCCCAGUCAGUGUUAGCCGUACGAUCCACAUACACAGUUACAGAAUCCAUUGUAGGAUCUAGCAAAUCAGUUCAACCAUGAGAAAAGCUGAGGUGCAAAUGACCCUGAAGAAAGGGGAAGAUGAAGCAGUGGCGCUCCCGAGCCCCAUCAUCCCCCCAAAACGGUCCAAAGCGAGCCCAGAGCAAAUUGGCCCGGAACCUCACGGACCCGAUCAUCCCACCCCAACUCCACCUGUUUUUGUACGCAAAAUGAGGAACGCUGCUGUGGGGACAGGCUGUGACAUCCGUCUCAAGGUGACUGUGGCAGGAGACCCCCAGCCCUCCCUGUACUGGUACCACAAUGAUGACCUUCUCAACAUGGAGAACCAGGAGUACGGAGGGCUCUGGAUUAGGGAUUGCAAACCCAGUGAUGCUGGCCUCUACACCUGCAUCGCCAACAAUCACCUGGGAGAGGCACGGAGCAGCGCUGUACUCGCUGUCUUGGAUCUGGGUGAAGAUUCUGAAACAACAGAGGAUGAAGACCAAUUUGAGACCAAAGAAGAUAGUGGGGAUGUUGAGGACCAGGCUGAGUAUACAGUGAUGGACAAAUGUGCAGAAGAUGACAAUAGGACACAUGGACAUGAGGAUCACUCUAACACAACCAGGAGCCAGUCAGAGAAUUUUUCAAGAGAAUCUCCCCCACAAGUCCUCCCACCUCCAUCCCCAAGACUCAUCAAACGUCCCUCCACCUCUCCAAUGCCAAGUCGCUCUGGUUCAACUACACCUCUUAGCUUGCGGAAGAAAAUUGUUGUGCCAACUGAAUACCAAGACACAGUGCCUGGGGAGUUUGAAGAAAAGGUUAAGCAGCCAAAAUCCGUGUCCCAAAGUAGCACCUUGGACUCCCGACCACAGACUCCACUGAGCGAGUACUCCCGGAAAGAAUUUACUCUUAGACCAUCCCCAAAGCUUACCAGGGCAAGCUCAAAGGUUUUUGAGAAGGUCCGUGGCUUAGAAGAGCGGAGACGAAGCCUUGAUAUUCCAGAAGGUUCCAUCUCGGGAAGAUCCUGGGCAGGGUUCAAUCUUGCUGGAUCUGUGGAUUCAGAUGAUGGAGGAAGCCGGUUGGGCAUCUCCAGAGAAAGUUCAAGGGAAGAUCUAAGGGAGGCUUUGAAAGAGGAUGCUGCUGAACGGAGAUCUAUGUUUAGACAGAGAGCUGCUUCGCUGGAGGAGAAACCUCGCUACUCCCAAAAAGUUCAGGACAUUGAGAAUAAGUUCACUGAGGAGCUCCAGCGCAUUAAGAAACUUGUUGGUAAACCUCAUCUGAAGAAGUCUUUUUCAACUGAACAGCUCACUCUGAAGAGCAAGCAGCGCCAGCCCCUCAGGAAAAUUGAACCUAUUCCUCCACAAGUCCUUCAAAAGCUCCAAGAAAGGGAGCGUGCCCAGUGGGCAAUGGAACAGAGAGGAAAGGAACUAAGUCAGCAACCAAUGCAGCAACAACAGCAAACACAGCAAGAACAGCAUAAAUCCCAACCCCAGAAGACAGCAAGCAUUGGUUCAACAACUAUAACAGUCAGUAGAUUUGGAGAAGUUGCAGGCACCCCAGAGUCCAUGCAGCUAUCUGACUUACCAGGACAACGAUCAGUGAGAGAAUUAAGUAGAGUCAGUCCAGUUACAGAAAUCAUUCAGAGAUCAUCAUCCCCAGCAUUAUACCAUCAACAAAGGGAAGAAUUACCAAGCAGAAAUGUUGCUGAGAUGACAUUACGCAAGGUUGAACGAAGGCCACCAAGUCCGCUUAUACAAAGGGUAUCUCGAAUGCAAGAAUCCCAGCACAUCCAAGAAUCUCUUGCGCAAACAUCACAAAAGGAUGAGACUUCGGGGAGAAAGACACCAAUUGAACUAGUAUUAAGAAAAAUUGAAAACAGACCUGAAAGUCCACUGGUACAAAAAAGGUCUGUCAUUGUACAAGAUCUUCCUCCUCAACCUCCUUCAAAACCCUCAAGGAUGUCACCAGUCACUCCAACGGAGGAGAAAAUGGAAGUGGAGCUAUCCAAACCAGCCUUAAAGAUAAGAAUCCCCGCAAUUAUUGUUGAAGAUGAAAAGAUGGAAGAGGAUGUUCCUGUGAAGACAAGUGAGCCUCAGCAGAUUACUACCAGUGCCAAAGAGGGACGACAGCAAAAGACCAAAGGAAAGAACCGUCGCCCUCGACCCAUGUCUCCAGAGUUAGAUUCUUCAGAUGAUUCUUAUGUGUCUGCUGGAGAAGACCCAAUGGAGGCCCCUGUAUUUGAGUUUCCCCUCCAAGACACUGUAGCAUCUGCUGGUGCAGAUGUGCUACUAAAAUGUAUCAUUGCCGGCACUCCCAUUCCUGAAGUUACCUGGACAAAAGACAACACUGAAAUCACCAGCAUUGCAAAUUCCACAGUCAAAGUGGAGGGUGAACGACACAGUCUGCUCAUCAAAUCAGCUAGAAUAAGUGAUGGUGGAAAAUACUGUGUAACUGCUGUUAAUCAGGUGGGCAGAGCAUCCAGCAGUGCCACCCUUAUAGUUAAAGUAGAGUCUGCGCAGGAGCCAAAGGGAAACCUGGGCAUGCCUAUGGAUAUCAGCAGCCCUAUUACAUCUGAUGAGGAGUAUCUCAGUCCCCUGGAGGAAGGCAUGGAUUUUGGAGGGCCAGAGCCAAGGCGAACAAUUGACACACGAUUCAGGAAACCCCCUGCAUUCCUGGUAACAAUGAGUGAUCAAGCUGUCAUUGAAGGACAGGAAGUCACCAUGUCUGUCCAAAUAAGUGGACAACCCAAACCCAUGCUCUAUUGGCUGAGGGACAGAGUUACGGUAAAAACAGGGCCACGUCACAUUGUACGUGAGACAGAAGAUGGCACUUUUGAAAUGACCAUCAAGUCAGCAGUGAGAUCAGACUCUGGGAUUUACACCUGUAAGAUCAUUAAUGAGUAUGGGACAAAGCAGUGUGAAGGAAAGCUGGAGGUAAAAGCACCACCAGUUGAGCCAGGUCUGGCUGUCAUCCGCCCGGUCAGGGACAUCACAGCCAAGGCUGGAGAGACAGUUUUGUUUGAGUGUCAUGUCAUCGGACCGAAGGACACUGAUGUGGACUGGCUUGCAGAUGGGAAACUGAUCCAGCCGGCAUUGCUCAACUGUAAGAUGCACUUUGACGGAAGAAAAUGCCGGCUGCUGCUCAACUCCGUACACGAGGAUGACAGCGGGACAUACAUGUGCAAGCUUAGCACAGCUAAAGAGGAAGUGACUUCAUGUGGCAAACUCAAAGUCAUCCCUUCAAUUGAACCUCUCUUCACUCGCAAGCUGGACAUUCUAGAAGUGAUUGAGGGGCGUAACGCUCGAUUCGACUGCAAAGUCAGUGGGACGCCGUCUCCUAAGGUCAUCUGGAGUCACUUUGACCAUCCGCUCACAGAAAGUGAGGAAAUUCGUAUUCUUCAGGAGGGCGGACGCCACUCCCUCAUCAUUUCUCAUGUGACCAAUGAAGAUGAGGGUUUUUACACUGUCACGGCCCGUAACAGUCACGGUGACGCAGAGACCUCCGCCGAACUUUACAUACAAGAACCACGACCAGCCAUCUCCUCACAGAUGUCUAAACUGGAGAAGAUGCCAUCCAUCCCAGAGGAGCCAGAGGUCCCAGAGAAUGAGGUGGAGCGUUUCACUAUGCCCGACUUCAUCAAACCCCUUUAUGACCUAGAUGUGAUCGAGGGAAAGGAGGCAGUGCUCAAAUGUAAAGUGGCUGGGUUACCAUACCCCACCAUCGUCUGGUUCCACAACGGCAAAAGGAUUGAGAGCACAGAGGACAGAAAGAUGACACAGUUUCGUGACGUCCACAGCCUGGUCAUCCGCUCUGUGUGCCAUGCCCACGGUGGCGUCUACAAGAGUGUCAUCUCUAACAAAGUUGGCAAGGCCACCUGCUAUGCUCAUCUUUAUAUCACAGAUAUCCUUCCUGACCCUCCUGAUGGGACUCCAGUGAUAGAAUCCAUCACUGGUAAAACCAUCACCUUAAGCUGGAAGAAACCAAGGAGGCUGGACCCUUCCAUUGAUCCCAGCUCCCUGGUGUAUGCCAUCCAACAACAAGCCCUGGGCUCCAUCCAGUGGAUCAUCAUAGCUUCUGGCCUUAAGGAGACCACCUACACCAUCACCACCCUCUCCAAAAGUGUGCGCUAUGCUUUCAGAGUCCUGACCAUCACCUCCAAAGCCUUCAGCAAGCCCUCACCUGCCACCGACCCAGUGCAGCUCCUGGAUCGAGGUUCCUAUCUUCAGGAGGCACCAGUGAUUAUUGAUAAGCCAGAAAUUGUAUAUGUGAUUGAAAACCAGUCAGUCACCAUCACUGUCACCCUCAAUCAUGUCAAUGCUGCAGUCAUCUGGAAGAGGAGGGGAGGGGUCUUGGCCAGCAAGCCAGGCCUGUACGAGAUGACAAUGCCAGAUGACGACCAGCACACGCUGAAGCUGCUCAAAGUGAAGAGCGCUGACAUCGGAGAGAUGGUGUUUGUGGCCUCCAACAAGUAUGGCAGUGACAGCUGCACCUUCAACGUGGAGAUGGCAGCUCCACCAACAUUUGAAACUAUCAUGGAGGACUUAGACGUUUGUGCUGGGGAGACCCCUCGAUUUGCUGUGGUUGUGGAGGGCAAACCCAUACCUGACAUCCUCUGGUUCAAGAAUGAUAUCCUGCUGUCGGAGAGCAGUCAUUACACUUUUGUGUACGAUGAUAAUGAAUGUUCCCUGGUGGUCCUAAAUGCUCGUUCAGAAGACUCUGGGGUUUACACCUGCACUGCUAGGAACUUGGCAGGAUCUGUGUCCUGUAAAGCUGAACUCACCAUUCAUGAGGCUAAACGUAAAGAGGAUCCAUUGGAUGAUGAGGAGACUGUUCUAAGGAAAAUGCGCAGACUAACUGACAACUAUGACAUCCAUAAGGAAAUCGGAAGAGGUGCAUUUUCCUAUGUGAAACGUGUGACCGAGAAGGUAGGCAAAAUGGAAUAUGCUGCAAAGUUUAUCUCCACACGGGCCAAGAAGAAGGCGUCUGCUCUUAGAGAGAUGAACCUGCUUUCCAAGCUGGACCACGAGAGAGUCCUUUACUUUCACGAUGUCUUUGAAAAAAAGAAUGCAGUCAUCAUCAUUACUGAAAUAUGCCAUGAGGAGAUGCUUGACAGAUUUACAAGGAAAUCUACAGUAAUGGAGUCUGACGUACGUUCAUGUAUAAGACAAUUGCUUGAAGGAGUGGACUACCUUCAUCAUCUAAACAUCAUUCACCUGGACAUUAAGCCUGAUAACAUCCUCAUGUCAGACCCCCAUGGGGAUCAGAUCCGAAUCUGUGACUUCGGCAACGCAGUGGUGAUCAAACCUGAUGAGGCUCAAUACUGCAAAUAUGGCACACCAGAAUUUGUUGCACCAGAAAUUGUCAAUCAGACCCCUGUGUCAAAAGCAUCAGACAUCUGGUCAAUUGGAGUUACUGCAUAUCUGUGUCUGACAGGGGUUUCUCCAUUUGCUGGAGAAAAUGACCGCAGCUCCGUACUGAACAUCAGGAACUAUAAUGUGGCCUUUGAGGAGAGCAUGUUUGCUGACCUUUGCAGAGAGGCUAAAGGGUUCAUCAUAAAGCUGCUGGUAGCAGACAGGCUGAGACCUAAUACUCAGGAAUGUCUCCGACACCCCUGGUUCAAGACACUUAGCAAGGGGAAGGCCAUAAGUACAGAGGCUCUGAAGAAGUUUGUAUCUCGCAGAAAAUGGCAGCGUUCACUAAUCAGCUAUAAAUCAAAAAUGGUCAUGAGGUCCAUACCCGAGUUGCUGAAUGAUUCCUCCAGCCAUAUCUCGAUUGCAGUUCCCAGGCACCUUAAAGAAGGUUCACCUUUGCCAUCAUCAUCCUCGGAUUCUGAUGAAGACAUUGAUGAACUGCCAUUUAUUCCAAUGCCACUUAACAUGGAAUUCUCUGGAUCAAGGAUGUCAUUGAAUGACAUCCAGACCAAUGAGCAGGAACCAGGAAAGCAGGAUGGAACAAGUAAAUGGUCUGGAUCUCCUGUUCAAUCCCAGGAGGCAAUGGAGUGUGACCCUAAACAAAUGGAUAAAGAAGGGAUUGAAUUAACAGUUAAAGGCCACCUGCGGAAAAGGUUGUCACAAGACAAUGACAGGGGUUCCUCAGACGAAGAACCACCUGCUGAAUUGCCACAAAAGUCAGAGCUGACUAGAAAACCCCUGCGAAGAGGUUCAAGCAUGGAGUCAGACAAACCAGAGGGUGGACGACGAAGAGGAGAGCUAAGACGUGGAGGCUCAGCCGACAGUGCAUUGCUGCUCCGGAUUACACCUGAGGAAGGAGCUGGAGAAGGAAACCAAGAGGAUGGCAGGAGAGUUCUCAAGAAAGCUGUCUCCAUGGAACUACCAAGGAGGAGCACCAGCCCAGGAACUGCCAAGAUGAGUCAAGAAGACUACGCUCUUAAACUGGAGCUGAUGAGACAGCGAUUGCUUCGCGGUGGCUCUGUGGACAACAAGAUGAGUGGACUGAGAGGGCCUCUGUUGGAAACAUUAGGAAUGGGAGAUGAAAAACGUGCAAUAUCCUCAGAUCGCUACUCUCGUUCUACUCGUUUGGGCCCACCUCCACUAACUAGAGCUGCAUCCAGCGAUUCCGCAAGGGACGAAGUUCCCAAACCCAAAGUUUUGCGCAAAACUGCUUCUUUCAGUCAAGGUGAUCAAGAACCCAUAGCUUUACACCGCCGGUCAGGAGCUCCCUUGGAGAUUCCCUUGGCACAGAUAGAAGAGAGAAGGCUCAAGGAGGCUAUAUCAAUGUCAGCUCUCACUGAGCAAACCAAGCUAGACUCCCGUCCAGUGACUCCCAGGGAACCUUCGCCAAAACCGCCAACACCAGAGUCUGUUGUGCAGGAAAGUCCAACCAAAACAGAAAGUGAGGAAUCAUUCAUGGAGAAAGAGAUAAAGCCUGAUGAGACUAUGAGCGAAAAGAUGGAUGGGCUUACUACAGAUAGUAAUUUUGAUGAGAGAUCGAGCACAAGUGGUUUCUCAGAGAAGGAUAUGAGCAUAUCAGAAGAACCAAUGAUUGAAUCAGAGUAUACGGGCCAGAGAAUUCCUACACCUCCUCUUGUGGUCCAAAGCUCUAAACUAGAAGAAAAAAUGGAGGAAGAAGAAGGACAAAAAGAGAAAGAAGAAAAAGAAGAGAUUAUGAAAGAAGAAGAGGAAAGAAUUAUCAGCGUUGCUGGAUCAAAUGCUAAAGAAAAUGUGGAAGUUUCUGAAGAAAACAUAGAAGAAGAAGUAAAUAUGCCUGCUAAAUCUUCUGAUAUGAUCAUAACCACAAGCACAGUUAGGGUGAGACCAACACAAGAAUAUUCUCAUCCCCCAUCAAAUGUUGUGUCAACUUAUGUAACACCCUCGCUUCCUGCUCAAGUUGCUCUUCCAGAUGGAAGGAUUUCAGCAUAUGCCAGUAUUAUGCAGACUAUCACGGUCCCUUCAGUUCAGCCUCUUAAUGACCAGCCUUUAGGCACCUCUACACCUGUUGUUGUGCCAGCCACCUCGUCAUCCUCAGUGUCAACUGAAACAUUUUUACCCACAUCUUCACCUGCCAGCAUGCCCUCUGCUUUACCUGGUCCACCAAAGCCAGCCAUCGUGUCAAGCACGGAGCACCCAGCUGUAUACUCCAGGGUAGCAUCACCAGAAAUGAUCACAAAAGAACCCAGUCCACCAAAGACUACCACACAUUCCUCAUCCCAACAAGAGCUCUCAGCAGGAGUUGACUUAGAGGACAUUACCUCUGAAGAGGUAUUUGAGGCCCGCUUUAAAAAACGUGAGUCUUCCCUCUCAAGAAGUCUAAAAUUUCUGUCACGGUCAAAGAAUGAGGACAAAUCACAAGCAACUUCAUCAGACUCUACAGAGUCAGGUGAAGAGAUAUACAGACCUGGACCAAUUGGUGCACCAUUGGAAUUAGCACCAAGGAGACUUGAGGAGAAGUCAAAGUCAGUCCAGGACCUUCGUGAAGCUCAAAAGGACCAAGGCUUUAUGAGAAGGCUCUCUAUGCGCCUGAAGAGAACUCCGUCAGCUGAGCGCAAGGAAGAAAUGUCCAAAGAAGAAGAUUCAGUUGCUUCAAAACAUAGGCUUUCUUGGACUCUCGGCCGAAGAGGGUUACAGGACAAGAAAGAAGUAGAGAUGACGCGCAUGGAUGGUGGAGGUGAUACGUUGGUGGAACAAGAUGAAAAGGAGCUUAAGAAACCUAAUGAAUCACCGGUCUUGGCAAUGCGCAGAAAGAUUGAAUCAACAGUGGCUGGGAUCUCUACUAGAAUUCGCAGCUUCUCAGAGGAAAGGAGAGCAUCAGAGGACAAAGAACCCAAGAGGACACCCAUUCUUUCCAUGCUUCGUCGUUCGACAUCUGAGAGCCGUUCUAUGAAGGUUACCGGUGUUCCUCAGAACCAGCUGGCAUCUCAGGCCAGUAAUGGUGCCUCAUCAGAGUCUCUAGACUCUAUGUCCAGCCUAAAGUCAGAAACAUCAAAGGGUGUGGAGGGUGAGCGCAGAUCCCGCUGGGAUCGAUGGGGGCUGACCAGAGGGAAGCGAGACAAGACAGUAUCACAGCCUGACAUACCAACAGCAAUCUCUAGAGAAAAUAGUUCCCUACGUUCACGCCAGUACUCCAGACUGGCUUCUGAUUUCCCUCCAGUAUUCCACAUCAAGCUGAGAGAUCAUGUCCUGCUGGAGGGGGAUCCAGUCACACUCAGCUGUCUGCCAGCAGGCAGCCCCCACCCACACAUCACCUGGAUGAAAGAUAAGAAGCCCCUGGAGAUAGAUGCCAGGAUGAACAUGAUUGCCUGCCCUGAUGGCCGGCAGCUACUGAUGAUCAUGCAGACCACCAAAAAGGAUGCAGGGGUCUAUGAAUGUGUUGCUACAAACCCCCUGGCCUCUGUGUCCAGCUCAUGCACAAUAUCUCUUGCUCGUCUACCCAAUCGUCCUGGGACCCCUGAAAUACCUCAGAAGUACAACAACACAGCCUUGGUACUGUGGAGACCCUCAGACACCAUGGCUCCCUGCACAUAUUCUCUGGAGAGGAGAGCAGAGGGUGAGACCAACUGGUUGAUUGUGGCAACAGGGGUGGCAGACUGUUAUUACAAUGUGGUUGACUUGCCAGCAGGGGGCUCCUUCAGUUUUAGGGUGGCAUGUGUCAAUAAAGCUGGCCAGGGCCCCUACAGCAACAUCUCAGAAGUAGUAAGCCUAGCUGCUUCAGAACCAGCUAAAUCCAGUGCUACUGUGGUGGUCAAGACUGUCCCAGCAACAACUCCUCCUCCCCCUGUGGUGAUGAUGUCAUCCAUGAAAGUGCCUCCCAUUAAACCAGCUCCUAGUAAAUCCAUUACAGUAACACCUGUCCCUCCCUCAACUUCAGCUCCUGCUCAAUCUGUGGCCAAGUCUGCUUCUCCAGUAACCAUCAAACCCACUGUGCAGGUUAAUGCUAGCCGUCCUGCUGUUACUCCACCCGUUAGUGCCACCCCCUCCGAACAAGCUCCUGUUCAGACCACCACAGCUGUCCAAGCCACGCCAGCCAAAGCCAAGACCACCCUUAGCAUCAGUGUGAGCAAACCCCAAACCAAAUUGGCACCUCCCCCUGUUGUCCCACCCAAACCUCAGAGUCCGGUAAAUGCACCCCCCAUAACCAAUAAACCCCCUUCUCCUGUACCACCACCUGCACGUGUCAUUGGGAAACCUAUUUCAUCUGUUCCCAUGUACAUACCAGCUGCGACCGUUCGUGCUACUCCGCCUUCUCAAUCUAGUUCCACCCCGACAACCACCACCCCUUCAGUCACUCCUGUAACUGUCUUACCGCCCGUGGUGGUGGUGCAGAGCUUGACACCAGUGCUGCAGGGAGGAGACAGCCAGAGCACCCCAUCUGGACGGGUCACACCAUCGGGACGGGCCACACCUUCGGGACGCAGGACACCGUUGGGCAAGCCUGGAGAGGGAUCUCUGCGGCAAGGGGUUCCACAGAAGCCUUACACCUUCAUGGAUGAGAAAGCAAGGGGUCGGUUUGGUGUGAUCCGUGAGUGCCGGGAAAACGCCACAGGCAACCUCUUUAUGGCUAAGAUUGUUCCAUAUGAGGCAGACAGCAAGCAGGAGGUGCUGCAGGAAUACGACAUCCUCAAGUCACUUCAUCAUGACAGGGUGAUGGCUUUGCAUGAAGCUUAUGUCACACCGCGCUACUUGGUGCUUAUUUCUGAGUACUGCAGUGGGAAGGAGCUGCUCUUCAGCCUCAUAGACAGAUUCCGUUACUCAGAGGAUGAUGUGGUGACCUAUAUUGUGCAGAUACUCCAGGGUCUGGACUAUCUCCAUACCCGACGCAUCCUCCACCUGGACAUCAAGCCAGAGAACGUCAUCGUCACCUACAUGAACGUCAUCAAGAUUAUUGACUUUGGCAGUGCUCAGACUUACAACCCCCUCUUCCUCAAGCAGUUUAGCCCUCCUAUUGGAACACUGGAGUAUAUGUCUCCAGAGAUGUUGAAAGGGGAUGUUGUGGGCCCUCCAGCUGACAUCUGGAGCGUGGGCGUACUGACUUUCAUCAUGUUGAGCGGCAAGUCGCCUUUCAUUGAGAAUGAUCCUCAGGAGACUGAAGCCAGGAUCCAGGCGGCAAAGUUUGACCUCUCUAAACUUUACCAGAAUGUGUCCCAAAGUGCCUCCCUGUUUCUUAAAAAGAUCCUCUGUAGCUACCCUUGGGCCCGUCCCUCCAUUAAGGACUGCUUCAGUAACUCCUGGCUUCAAGAUGCCUACCUGAUGCGCCUUCGUCGGCAGACCCUCACCUUUACAACCACCCGUCUCAAGGAAUUCUUAGCCGACCAGCAGCGCAGGCGAGAGGAGGUGGCCACCAAGCACAAAGUUCUCCUGCGGUCCUACCAGAGCUCGCCACAAACCCCCACCAGCCCCGCCACGCCAAAUGUGCCAAUUUCACCCACCACACCUGUCACCCAGUGAAAACAGGCUUCCAAACACCAUUUGCUGGGACUUUAAAGGGGGAACAUCCUCAGACAAGACUUUGGGCGGCGAGGUGGGGUAGUACCUUCAGGUUUGAGUUGUUGAACUUGGUCUGAAGAAAAAAAAAAACCUCUAGAAACCAGCAGUGGCUGUUAUCCACAGAGACGUCACUACAUUUUCUUUUCUGGUUCUGAAAGAGAAUGCUUUCACAACGAAGGAAACUCUUACAAAGUUACAAGAGCCUGACUGCAAUUUUUUAUAUGGUGGACCUUGUUCAUACAAGGCCGGAUGUUGUCUUCAAGUUAGUACCUCAAGGUUUGUAACUUUGCAUACAUUUUGGAUAAAUGACUUCCUUUCUUACUGUCAACUCUACAAUGAUUAGAGGGGACACAUAUUAAUACAUUGUAGUAACCCACCAUGGAAGGCCUAAAAUGUUGUUAUAGAGUUUAGAUGUUAAAAAUGUUGUUUCAUUUAAGUACAAGUUAUUCACAAGAUUCCAAAAUAAUGAAUACUUAGCACAAUUUCAAAACAAGAAGUGCUAAAACAAUUGCAACACCUCAACUUUAUCAGUCUCAUAUUCAAAUGUUUCCUGAGCAGAAGUUCACCGAUGAUGUCUAAAUCUGUGUCCUUGAUUAAGGACAGCCUAGAAUGCUAAAUAUUGCUCUCUAUAAACUUAAUCCAACUUUAAUUAAUGUGGUGUUAUCUGUGCUACAGAACCAGGGGUUUUAUACUGCUGUAGCAUCUCAGUGAUUGUCAAGAUUGUAGCAGUUCCUGUUACUUUUUUGUUUUGAGUUUUUAAAGUUGAGUUCAGAGGAUACAAUGGAGGAUUCUCUACAAGGGCUAUUGGAAAAGGAAUCAGCACAAAUUUCUUCCCUAAUGUUACAAAAUACUAGUUCCUUCACCACAAAUAAGCUAACAACCACCACAUUGGCUUCCAGGUAAACUAAACUCUUCCACUCAGCCCAGUGUAAUGAUCCAGUUUGAUUAGCCAUGCAGAGAUAUUUACACUCAUCUCUGAGUUUACUAAAAUGAGGUUUACACGUUUGCUGAGUCAGUCAGUCAAUGUAUUCUUAGACUGUGCAUACAGAGCUUUGCCUGGGAUAAAAAAACAUCAUUAAAUGGAAGAUUAUUCAGGGGGUUAGUGGUAAACUGAAUCACUUUAGAAACCCACUGGUGAUGCUAGGGUGCCUCCAAGUGCCCUUAACCAGUUAGCAUUAGUCAGCAUAAAACAUAGCCUCUACAAUUCAUUGAGAAAGAAUGUUUAUGAAGACAGUGUUGAGUGUAUUAGUUCUUAUUUUAGCUGUAAUAAACAGCUACUGCUUUGAAAAAAAGGGUUUGUUUAAUUUGGAUUUUUAUAAAUUAGUUUUUAAAUGGCAGAACUUUUUAUAAAUAAAGUUAAGUAAGAUUAAGUAAGAAGGGUUAUAAUUAGCAUUAUAUUUUACAUAAAUUAUGAUUUAUUUAUUCCCUUAACCAAAAAGGUUUUCAACCCAUACUAGCUUACAAGACACUGUACACAGUGAUAAACAUAAAUUAAAUCAUAUGCAACAUUGCAGCACCUGCAGACAUGAAAUCAUAAAUUAAAAAAAAGAGAGAGAGAGAUAAUUGCUCUUAUUCCAUGCUCUAUGUAUGACAAUAUUGAAGACUGCAUUUGGACACAUACUGACAUUUGUCCCUUGGUUCGAUUGAAAGUAGAAUAUGACUCAGUGACAUAUUGGUGUUUAAAAGUUAUUGUGUAUGGUCUCAGUUCUCAGUAUGGUCAUGUGCAAGGGAUUACUAAAGUAAACAGUUAUUUGGUUUACAGUAUAGUCUUUUUCCAAAUAUAUUGUUAAUGUCACCUUUUGCCCAAUUAUAGUUCAUCCUUAAUAUUUGUUUUGGAAGUCUGUCCUCAGGCAUAGAGUCAAUUCCAGUACAUUUGGUUUAACAUUACAUUGAUCAUAAAUCAUUUGCACAAAUGUCAGAUUUUCUAUCAUUUUGCAUGUAUUGAUACAGAUUUGUACACACACAAAGUGUCAUUUCUGUGACAGAUUGGAUUAAUUUAAUAGAAAGUAUCAAGGAAUCACAAUCAGACACUGAUGAGUCUUUUAUGAUGAUAUCACAUAAAGCUGUGCCAUACAUUCACACACUCAUGAGUUGUUUUAAUCUGUGUAUUGACUGACAGAGAUUGUUGGUAAUUCUAUGAAAUUAUUUUACCAGUUCUAUUUAUUCUAAUGCUAUUGCUAGAUAAAUACUGCCCUUUUUCUGCAGCUCUUUGUCUUUUUUGCUGAGUCAGUUUUCUAUGCAGAGUAGAAGAGGGAGUUGUUUUAAACCUGAAUGAAAACAUGCAAGAUCAGCAUGAGAGUGCAAUGUUGCACUCGGUUCUAAACGUCUGUGCAAUAUAUUAUGUUCUUUAAUCAUAUAAAAUUAAAUACAAACAGGGUUUUGAAAAAGAUGUUGAACGCUCCACAUUUUGUAUUAAAAUCCUAUGCCGUAUUUUAUGGAAUGUGUUGCAGUGCCUCGUGAUGGAUAUUAGACCCACAAAGAAAAGAGUUUGUUAAAUGAAUGACAUGUUUGUGUUUCGCAAUUUGUUUAUUUAUUGAGUGACUGUAUUUGUUAUAGCUUCUGCUUUUUAUUUUGUGAAAUUUCUGAAUUUGGCAUGGAAAAGGCAUGACAGCUGUUAAGGCUAUGAAUAAUAAAGGAAAUAUAUGAAUACAA